Molecule: messenger RNA, 2487 nt
Organism: Mucor velutinosus
Lineage: Eukaryota; Fungi; Mucoromycota; Mucoromycetes; Mucorales; Mucoraceae
Exons: 7
Coding region: 1-2487 (828 amino acids)
Biological process (GO): intracellular protein transport; vesicle-mediated transport
Cellular component (GO): membrane coat; AP-3 adaptor complex
Source: RefSeq, a predicted model, not a curated record
AUGGAAGUAUCGGAUUAUAUCAACAGUGCAAAGACAUUUGCAGAGAAAGCAGCCAAGCUUUCGCAAAAGAUGUCUCAGGGACUUGUAGAUAACGCGCGCGAGUUGGGAUUUCCCGGCAGUGAAUCUGGAGCACAGUACUUUGAUACCUCUGAAGAAAAGAUGCGUAAUAUCAAACGUCAACUUGAUUCCAAGAACGAUAGAGAGAAACUAGAUGGAUUAAAGAGACUGAUUGCUAUGAUAUCCAAAGGGAGAGACGUAUCCGAGUUCUUUCCUGAUGUGGUGAAGAACGUUGUGUCUCAAAAUAUCGAAAUCCGUAAGCUGGUGUACAUUUUCCUGCUGAGAUACGCAGAACAAGAACCCGAUUUAGCUUUGCUCUCCAUUAAUUCCUUCCAAAAGGAUCUCAGCGACAAGAACCAGAUUAUUCGAGCCAUGGCACUUCGUGUGAUGAGUGGUAUCCGUGUUCCUGUGAUCAGUCCUAUUGUAUUACUUGGCAUCAAGAAGUGUAUUACAGAUCCCAGCCCCUAUGUUCGAAAAACCGCUGCUCAUGCUAUACCCAAGUGUUACAGCUUGGAUGAUAGCCAAAAAGAAGCUUUGAUCGAGGUGAUUGCUACAUUGUUGAAGGAUAGAUCAAACAUUGUGAUUGGAAGCACCAUCAUGGCAUUCAACGAAGUGUGUCCAAAUCGAUUCGACUUGAUUCAUCCAUGCUACAGAAAACUAUGCUCCAUGUUGGGCGAUUGUGAUGAAUGGGGACAAAUGUCAAUUCUGGGUGUAUUAUUGCGCUAUGGUAGAAAUCAGUUUUUGAACCCGAAUUCUCACGGCGAAGACGAAUCUCGUAGCCCACCAAAGCAAUCCGUCAGCACCAACAACAAAUCAUUUUACUCUGAUUCAGAUUCUGACUCUGAUAAUGAUCAACUUCAAGCAGACGAUAUAGUUGAACUGGAUGUGGAUCACGAAUUACUGCUGAAGAGCUGCGUGCCUUUGUUACAGAGCCGUAACAGUGGUGUGGUCUUAGCUGUCGCAAAACUGUACUAUUAUUUGGCUCCUGCCGUAGAAGCAGAAAAGAUUGCAAAGCCCCUUGUUAGAUUGCUGAGAACACAUCGUGAGCAAUGCUAUGUUGUUUUGACAAAUAUUGCUACAAUGGCCUUGAAAAGACCGUAUUUGUUUGAAUCCUCACUGCAACAAUUCUUUGCUCAAUCUUCUGAACCUGUGUUUAUCCGUGAUACCAAAUUAGACAUCCUCACCACCAUUGCAACAGAAGUCAAUAUCCACACGUUACUUACAGAACUUCAGCAAUACGUAAAAAGCCCCAAUAAGGAUUUCGUAGCAGCCACCAUUCAAGCCAUUGCCAGAUGUGCUUCUACAGUGCCUACAGCAGCAGAUAAAUGUCUACGUCUUUUGAUGAAACUAUUACGCAGUAAAAACGAACUUGUUGUUGCUGAAUCUGUGCUCGUGUUGACUCGCCUGUUGCAAGUGCCUUCUGACGAGAGAUCAAGAUCAGUAAUUGCCCUUGUGAAGCUAUUAGACACAUUGAAGGUUCCUAUGGCAAGAGCUAAUAUCUUGUGGUUGGUGGGCCAAUAUGCCGAAACAUUGCCCAAAGUGGGUCCCGAUGUGCUUCGUCAAGCUGUGAAGAAUUUCGCCAACGAGGAUCAUGUCACCAAACUUCAAAUCUUGACAUUAUCAGCCAAACUAAUUUGCUUGAAUGCCACGCAUCCCACACUGAACAGUUUGAAUCAAUACCUACUAAAUCUAGCCAGAUACGAUACGGAUUACGAUGUCAGAGACAGAGCAAGAUUUUUGCGUGCAUUAACUAUACCAAGCCAAGAGGAGAAACCAGGAUUAAAUCAACUCAAAGAGCACCUAAAGACCAUUUUAUUAUCCAACAAGGAGCCUGCCGUCAUUGAAAGCGAAGUGCAGGCCGCCUCUGAAUACAACAUUGGCUCUUUGUCUCUGUUGGCUCAUCAGCCUCUUCCAGGAUAUGAGCCUUUGCCUGAUUUCCCACAAGAACAGCCUGAUACUAGUGUGCGUGAUGUGGAAGAGCUGGAGGGAUGGAGUGGUAGUCGCACCAAGGUGAUGGAAACUGGAUUUGGAAGUGAUAGCUUUGAUGCCUAUCGAGGCAGUGGCAGAUUCAAUUCAGGGGCAGGCGCUUCCACUGCGCUGUCUGGUGUUGAAGCCAUGGGAUCCUCUUCCAUGUAUGCUUCAUCUGCCAAUGUGAAGAAGAAGGGCAAUGACUAUGACCUGGAUGCGUUCUAUGAUGAAUCAAGUGAGGAGGAUGACAGUGAGUCCAGCCAAGAAGAUGAGUCUGAAGCACCAACAAGCGAAAGUGAAUCAGAGGAUGAGUCUGAGGAAGAGUCUGAGGAGGAAGCAUCUGACCAAGAAGAGGAGGAGGAGGAUAGCGCCACAACUGAAGAAGAUUCAGAUCAAGAUUCCAGUGGUUUAUCGAGCGAUGAAGAAGACUCUAAUACAAAAGUGAUACGAAAGACACGAUAA